AUGAGUUUUGGGGGUUUUCUUGACAACAGUACCGGCAGUGGUGGCGGUGCAAGAAUUGUGGCUGAUAUCUCUUUCAACAACACUUCAAGCAGCACCCACAGCAACAAUAUGCCCUCCAGUGCACUUGCUCAGCCACGUCUUGUAACUCAGUCUCUCACUAAGUCCAUGUUCAACUCUCCAGGACUCUCACUCGCCCUUCAGACAAAUGCGGAUGGGCAAGGCGAUGUGACGAGAAUGGCUGAGAAUUUUGAGACCCACGUUGGGAGGAGGAGCCGAGAGGAAGAGCACGAGAGCAGAUCUGGGAGUGAUAAUAUGGAUGGUGGUUCUGGGGACGAUCAAGAUGCUGCUGAUAAUACCAAUCCUCGUAAGAAAAAACGAUACCACCGACACACCCCGCAGCAAAUCCAAGAACUUGAAGCGCUGUUCAAGGAGUGUCCUCAUCCUGAUGAGAAGCAAAGAUUGGAGCUCAGCAGAAGGCUUUGCUUGGAGACCAGACAAGUCAAAUUCUGGUUCCAAAAUCGCCGAACCCAGAUGAAGACUCAACUGGAACGCCAUGAGAACUCACUGCUGAGGCAAGAGAAUGACAAACUUCGAGCGGAGAACAUGUCGAUUCGGGACGCAAUGAGGAACCCAAUUUGCUCAAACUGUGGUGGUCCUGCAAUUAUAGGAGAGAUAUCACUCGAAGAGCAACACCUCAGGAUCGAAAAUGCCCGAUUGAAGGACGAGUUGGAUCGAGUUUGUGCACUCGCUGGGAAGUUUCUAGGCCGCCCCAUUUCGUCACUGGCCACAUCAAUGGGGCCUCCACUACCGAGCUCAACCUUGGAGCUCGGAGUUGGGAGCAAUGGCUUUGGUGGGUUGAGCUCUGUGGCUACAUCAAUGCCAGUGGGGCCUGAUUUUGGAGGUGGGAUUGGGAGCGCCAUGUCAGUUGUGCCUCACUCUAGGCCUAGUGUGACCGGCCUGGACCGGUCGAUGGAGAGAUCGAUGUUUCUAGAGCUUGCCUUGGCUGCUAUGGAUGAAUUGGUGAAGCUGGCUCAGACAGAUGAGCCACUUUGGCUGAGGAGCUUGGAGGGUGGAAGAGAGGUUUUGAACCAUGAAGAAUACAUGAGAAGUUUCACUCCUUGCAUUGGGUUGAAGCCAAAUGGUUUUGUUACCGAGGCUUCUAGGGAGACUGGCAUGGUCAUUAUCAACAGCUUGGCCCUUGUUGAGACUUUGAUGGAAUCGAAUCGGUGGUUGGAGAUGUUUCCUUGUUUGGUUGCUAGAACCUCGACCACUGAUGUCAUUUCUAGUGGAAUGGGGGGAACUAGAAAUGGUGCACUUCAACUGAUGCAUGCUGAGCUACAAGUACUAUCCCCUUUGGUUCCUGUUCGUGAGGUAAAUUUCCUCCGCUUCUGCAAGCAGCACGCAGAGGGCGUGUGGGCUGUGGUUGAUGUGUCGGUCGACACCAUCCGUGACACCUCCGGUGCACCUACAUUUAUGAACUGCAGGAGGCUCCCUUCUGGUUGUGUUGUGCAAGAUAUGCCUAAUGGGUACUCUAAGGUUACAUGGGUUGAGCAUGCAGAGUACGAUGAGAGCCAAGUCCACCAGCUCUACCGACCCAUGUUGAGCUCCGGCAUGGGCUUCGGCGCCCAACGGUGGGUCGCUACCCUCCAACGCCAAUGCGAGUGCCUCGCCAUUCUCAUGUCCUCCUCCGUCCCCACCCGCGACCACACUGCGAUCACGGCGAGCGGGCGGAGGAGCAUGCUGAAGCUGGCGCAGCGGAUGACGGACAACUUCUGUGCAGGCGUGUGCGCGUCCACAGUGCACAAAUGGAAUAAGCUGAACGCGAGGAACGUGGAUGAGGACGUCCGGGUCAUGACCCGGGAGAGCCUCGACGACCCGGGCGAGCCGCCUGGGAUCGUUCUCAGCGCUGCCACUUCAGUCUGGCUGCCCGUCUCCCCACAGAGGCUCUUUGAUUUCCUGCGUGACGAACGACUCAGGAGCGAGUGGGACAUACUCUCCAACGGUGGGCCCAUGCAGGAGAUGGCCCACAUCGCCAAGGGCCAGGAUCCAGGCAACUGCGUCUCCCUCCUUCGCGCCAGAGCAAUGAACGCAAACCAAAGCAGCAUGCUGAUCUUGCAAGAGACGUGCAUAGACGCUGCAGGAGGCCUUGUGGUGUACGCGCCUGUUGACAUUCCGGCCAUGCACGUUGUCAUGAACGGCGGGGAUUCCGCCUACGUGGCGCUCCUCCCGUCCGGGUUUGCGAUCGUCCCAGAUGGGCCGGGCUCGCGUGGGCCUAUGACCGUCAAAGGUGGCGGUCACGGAAGCAGCAAUGGGGGAGGAGGCGAGGACGCCACGCAUAGAGUGAGUGGGUCCCUACUGACAAUGACGUUUCAGAUCCUGGUGAACAGCCUGCCCUCAGCCAAGCUGACGGUGGAGUCGGUGGAGACCGUCAACAACCUCAUCUCGUGCACUGUCCAGAAGAUCAAGGCCGCCCUACAUUGUGAAAGCUGA
This is a messenger RNA of Prunus armeniaca (apricot), 2490 nucleotides long. Lineage: Eukaryota; Viridiplantae; Streptophyta; Magnoliopsida; Rosales; Rosaceae. The record is from the annotation of a GenBank genome assembly.